UAUAUCAUUCUCUUCUAAAUGCAACUGUAGUUGCAUCACAUGAUUCUCUUAUUUUGUUCUCUUUCUUGCCUGCACAAAACAUUGGUUGGAAACUAUUGCAUUUGCUUCUAUAUUAUAAAAAUAUAUAUGUAUUACGCUUAUAUUGAUUUUUUCUGAUUGUUUGUAUCUUCUGCUUCUUUGUCCAUGUGGGUUAAUUCUGUAAGUGGGUUCAAAGUUUGGUUUUUUUUUUUUUUGGUUUAAAAAUUGAGGAAGGAUGAAGUAUCAGUUUCUUCCACUCUUCAUCAACCAUAAAAAUAAUAUUAUGUAAAAGAAAUGAGGGCCCUUGAGCAUUUAAGAAUUCUGUCUGUAUAAUUAUAGCGUAGCUGAGCUUCAAUCCUGUUUAAGAUUCCAUAAAUUUUCUAUUAAUUGGAGUCUGGGUGUCACUUGGCUUCUUGUUUUCUUACUUUCCGUGAGAAUUUGAUUAAGAUGCGCAUAGCUUUCAAAGAGUUUGGGUGGAGGAUGUUAUAGAGGUAUGGAAGCCAUGUGGGUGAAUGAGACAUGCUUUUUAUCUCCUCUAUUUGCGGUGUUUAUCAGCAGCUAAAUUGCGUUCACUGGCAAGAAACUCUGGCUGAAAAUUGAAGUAUAAUUAUCAUGGAUCUUGAGUAUGGCAAGUUCUCGGAUGCUUCAAAGAAGGGUUCUUGGAAGACGGCAUUGCUUUUCGCAUACCAAAGUCUAGGUGUGGUUUAUGGGGAUCUGAGUACUUCCCCACUUUAUGUCUACAAGAGCACAUUUGCUGAAGACAUUCAACACUCAGAGUCAAAUGAAGAGAUCUUUGGUGUUCUAUCCUUUGUUUUCUGGACUCUUACUUUAGUCCCCUUAUUCAAGUACGUGUUUGUGGUUCUUCGAGCGGAUGACAACAGAGAGGGAGGGACUUUUGCACUGUAUUCUCUGAUAUGCCGACACGCAAAUGUCAGUCUUCUGCCCAACAGACAGGUUGCUGAUGAAGCGGUCUCUACAUAUAAACUUGAGCACCCUCCAGAGAAAAGGAGCAGCUCAAGAGUAAAAGUGUACCUUGAGAAGCAUAAGGUCUUGCACACUGCUUUAUUAAUCUUGGUUCUCCUAGGAACUUGUAUGGUGAUUGGAGAUGGCGUUCUCACUCCAGCAAUUUCAGUUUUCUCUGCUGUCUCUGGCCUCGAGUUAUCCAUGUCCAAGGAGCAUCACCAGUAUGCAGUUAUUCCAAUCACUUGCUUCAUUUUGGUGUGUCUUUUUGCACUUCAACACUACGGUACACAUCGGGUCGGAUUUUUAUUUGCUCCCAUAGUGUUAACAUGGCUGCUUUGUAUCAGUGCCCUUGGCUUAUACAAUAUGAUCCACUGGAACCCACAUGUCUAUCAAGCUCUUUCUCCAUAUUACAUGUUCAAAUUCUUGAAGAAGACAAAGAAAGGUGGAUGGAUGUCUUUGGGAGGCAUACUUCUCUGCAUAACAGGCUCGGAGGCAAUGUUUGCUGAUCUUGGUCACUUCUCUUAUGCUGCAAUUCAGACUGCUUUCACCUUUCUGGUUUAUCCAGCUCUUAUAUUGGCAUAUAUGGGUCAAGCUGCUUAUUUGUCUCAACAUCAUCAUACAAGUUACCACAUCAGUUUCUAUGUCUCAGUUCCAGAUAGUGUGAGAUGGCCAGUGUUAGUAAUAGCAAUUCUGGCUUCUGUUGUGGGAAGCCAAGCAAUCAUUAGCGGAACAUUCUCGAUCAUCAAUCAGAGCCAAUCACUUAGCUGUUUUCCUAGAGUGAAGGUUAUUCACACCUCCGACAAGAUACAUGGCCAGAUUUAUAUCCCUGAAAUAAAUUGGGUGCUCAUGAUCCUUUGCAUCACUGUGACUAUUGGAUUUAGAGACACAAAACACAUGGGGAAUGCAUCAGGGUUGGCAGUGAUGACUGUGAUGCUGGUGACAACAUGCCUCAUGUCCCUCGUUAUUAUCCUCUGUUGGAACAAACCUCCCGCUGUAGCUCUUUCCUUUCUUCUUUUCUUUGGUUCUAUUGAGUUGCUUUACUUCUCAGCUUCACUCACCAAGUUCACAGAAGGUGCUUGGCUUCCUAUUCUGUUGGCCCUUUUCCUCAUGACAAUCAUGUUUGUAUGGCAUUAUGCCACCAUUAAGAAAUAUGAAUUUGAUCUCCACAAUAAGGUGUCCCUAGAAUGGCUAUUAGCAUUGGGUCCAAGCCUAGGAGUUGCUCGAACACCCGGUAUUGGCUUAGUUUUUACUGAUCUCACCUCAGGCAUCCCAGCUAACUUUUCUCGUUUUGUCACUAACCUUCCGGCCUACCACCAUAUCCUCGUCUUUGUGUGUGUAAAGUCAGUACCUGUCCCUUUUGUACCCCCAGCUGAGCGUUAUCUAGUGGGCCGUGUUGGUCCUGCUGCUCAUAGGUCUUAUAGGUGCAUCGUUCGUUAUGGAUACCGAGAUGUACACCAGGAUAUUGAUUCUUUUGAAACGGAGCUAGUUGCCAGACUGGCUGAUUUCAUCCGCUAUGAUUGGCAUCGGACCCAGCACACUAGUCCUUAUGCUGAAGAUGAUGCUUCCCACUCUAAUGAAUCAUCAAGUGAACGUAGAUUAGCAGUAAUAGGGACAGUAGCAUUUUCUGGCACACGAGGUUAUGGAAUUGAGGAAAGUGUGGAACCAGCAAGUGUAUCUAUUGGAUUCUCAACGGUAGAGAGUGUGACGGAUGUGAUUGAGAUGCAGGCUAUGGGUGCGGGAGCUGUUGAAAGGAGAGUUAGAUUUGCGAUUGAUGAUGAUGACUCCGAAUCUGAUGUGCAAACCAAAAUGUAUGUUCAGUUGGAAGAAGAGCUGAGGGAUCUGAUGACAGCCCAAGAAGCAGGGACUGCAUUCAUACUAGGACACACACAUGUGGAAGCAAAGCAAGGAUCUUCGAUUUUAAAGAGAUUGGCCAUUAAUUUUGGGUACAAUUUCUUGAGAAGGAAUUGCCGCGGACCAGAUGUUGCACUCAAGGUGCCCCCAGUAUCUUUAUUAGAGGUUGGCAUGGUUUAUGUGGUGUAAGCUUCCCAUCUCAUGUAACUAGUUUUUGUAGCUUAUUAUAUUUAUGCCAGAGAUAUAUACAUAAACACAAAUAUAAUGAAGUGAAAGAAAGAAGACGUACUUGCUAGUUCCAGCUGGUCUGUAGAGAAAGUUAUAACUUGUUUAAGAGAGGGAGGGAUUCACCUCUUCCUUUAUGUCAGAUGAUGCUACACACAUGAAAUUACUAUAUAUAUCAAA
Gossypium arboreum is the source of this 3237-nucleotide messenger RNA. Its product is annotated as potassium transporter 2-like. Bases 631 to 3021 code for a protein of 796 amino acids. The transcript has 10 exons. NCBI's taxonomy places the organism in Eukaryota, Viridiplantae, Streptophyta, Magnoliopsida, Malvales, Malvaceae. Gene Ontology annotation, molecular function: potassium ion transmembrane transporter activity. Gene Ontology annotation, biological process: potassium ion transmembrane transport. The record is from RefSeq and is a predicted model, not a curated record. Gene Ontology annotation, cellular component: plasma membrane.